GCUGUUGCAAAUCAUUUUUUCAGGGCUAUUUGUUUGCUUUUAGUUGGCUUAAUUUUGCAGAUUGGUCCGCUUCCAGUAUCAAGGCGGAGCAUUGUUGGCUGGGUGGGCCUUAUUGUUUACUCCGGUGUAUUUGCCUGGGCCACUUUUUAUGGACCUGCUUGGUUUUCAUCGCUACUUGGCCAGUCUAGUGGUGGCUUUUCGGGCCUCUAUGUUUGUUCAUUUUGCAGGUUAGUGGUAUAUUCGGUGGAGGCUUUAUGGGCUUUUGUGCUGAACUGAGACCAGAUUUACAAGGAUUUGCUGCUCUGCUUCAAUUUUUAACAUGGUUAGUUCAUGAUUUUGA
Molecule: messenger RNA, 340 nt
Organism: Linum tenue
Lineage: Eukaryota; Viridiplantae; Streptophyta; Magnoliopsida; Malpighiales; Linaceae
Source: the annotation of a GenBank genome assembly